CCUUUUGAGGGUCACUAGUACUAUGACACACCUAACCUAAUUUUCUCACCACUUCAAUAAAUUAAUAAACAUGUAUAAACUAAGAAAUUAAAGACUGUUAUAGUACAAUUGUGAGAUGGGAAAGUUCGAGCCAAAUCAUAGAAACCAAAGUCUGUGGAAUUCUAGUCGUAAUCGAAAUAAUGACAUUCAGAAGGCAAUGGAAAAAAAUUCUAUACGAAAAUCAGGGUUAUCCCGACAAUUACAGCGAUAAAGAAGUCUUCCUAAGAGAAUUGAAAAAGAACAUCGAGUAUAAGGAAAUAUCAUUAUUCAAAGCCAUAUCAGGGGCCACGAUUUUAGUCCAAGAGAUUUGCAAUGUAGUGACAUUCGUCCUAGUAUAUUUUUACAUGGUAAAUGAAUGGGCCAAACCCAAUCUUAUAUUAUCGUGGAGCAGCGGACUUACAACAGUAGGAUUCUGUUGGUACCUGGUUAUUCACAGUAAAAAAGUCAAAGAAAAAAUAGGCAAUGAUUUUAGAACUGUGCUUACAUUCUUGGUGUUUGGGCAGUUGUUUUCACCAGUACUGCACACACUAACAGAUACAAUAAGUACAGACACUAUUUACACCAUGACAUUUUUAAUGACUAUUAUCCAUUUGAUUUUCUUUGACUAUGGAGUCAGUGCAGCAGUGGUUUCCAGCAGUGUUUCUUUGAGUGCUGCAGUUUUUGCCUCAAUUUGCCUGGCAUCCAGAUUAUCAUCAGCUUAUGAAGCUUUCAUUUUAUUAACAGUUUCUACAGAAAUAUUUGUGCUUUUUCCAAUCUUAAGGACUGAAUUAGGGAACAAUAAAUAUAUAACUGCAGUGAUGUUUGUUAUUGAUUUACAUUACUUAUUGGAAUGUUCUGGUUUAUUUGCGAUAAUAUUUUUAUCAGUUAUUGCUUUAGCCAAUUUAUUAUGCCCUUUGUUGUUUGUUAAAUACCAAAUUUUUAAAGAGAAUAUUUAUGGGCCUUGGGAUGAGGCCAUUGUUGAUGAUAUUGAUAGUGUAUAUUUUACUUAAUAAAGUUAAUAUUGUUAUAAA
Molecule: messenger RNA, 1049 nt
Organism: Aethina tumida (small hive beetle)
Lineage: Eukaryota; Metazoa; Arthropoda; Insecta; Coleoptera; Nitidulidae
Gene: PIG-C
Product: phosphatidylinositol N-acetylglucosaminyltransferase subunit C
Exons: 1
Coding region: 180-1028 (282 amino acids)
Biological process (GO): protein folding; GPI anchor biosynthetic process
Cellular component (GO): membrane; glycosylphosphatidylinositol-N-acetylglucosaminyltransferase (GPI-GnT) complex
Molecular function (GO): ATP binding
Source: RefSeq, a predicted model, not a curated record